Molecule: messenger RNA, 2439 nt
Organism: Sceloporus undulatus (fence lizard)
Lineage: Eukaryota; Metazoa; Chordata; Lepidosauria; Squamata; Phrynosomatidae
Gene: CKAP2
Product: cytoskeleton associated protein 2
Exons: 8
Coding region: 167-2035 (622 amino acids)
Biological process (GO): negative regulation of microtubule depolymerization
Cellular component (GO): microtubule cytoskeleton
Source: RefSeq, a predicted model, not a curated record
GAGCGCCCGCCUCUCCCCCGCGUUCUUCAAAUCAAUUCAAAACGACUGAGCGGUGGCGGCUGAUGAUGGCAGUUGCAGCAGAGCUUCUUUAGAGAGGAAAGCAGUGGAGCAUCGAGAAAGUCAGUCAAGUGAAAGUAGACAACAGUUUUAUCGGUAAAGCAAAAAAAUGGAAGACAAAGAAAACGUAAAUGGAUCUGCACAGAACAGGCUAAACAGCACUCUGGGGGGAAAUAUAAUUUCUCCAAAGCCCUUAAAAUCUCCCACUGUAUUGAAGCAAAUUGAUACAGCUACAAAUUGUAAUCCUCUGUCCGGUACUACAGCAGUUUCUGACCCUGCCGAAAACAAAAACAAGGGCACCCCAUUCAGUAAGACCUUCUCACUCAACAGAAAUGCAAAAGAGAAACAGCUGAAAAUAACUACCCCCAAUCCUGGUGCAUGCCUCUCAGAGAAGCGUGUGCUUGGUUCAUAUCGUGGCAGGAUCGUGUCAUCUAAGAUCAACUCGUUCAGAAAAGUUCCAGAAAAUGAGAGUAAAAGGUAUUCUUUGGCUGUUCCACCUAAGUCAGUGGUGAGAACUGGAACCACAGAGAGUAGUAAAUGCACUAGGGACACCCAGAUUACCAGCACAGUAGGUGCUUCUAAGCCUGAAGUUGUAACCCUUCUCCAAAACAGGCCAACUGUGAGAGUGUCUGUCAGCCAUCCCAAGGCCAUUCUGUCUCACGAGAAACAAUCUCUUAGUAGUGCAUUAGUGCAUAAAGGAGAAGCCCAAAUAAACCCUGUCAGAAAUUGGAAACCAGUGUCAAAGGCUGUUCCACCCAAUACUAAUAAUUCUGUGCACAGAACAAAAAAACCUAGCGUAUCUAAAACUGUAAGAGAAAGUUUAGCAAGACCUCUUUCUGAAACCCGUAGUACCGUGUCAGCUUCAAAAUCAGUUGACAAGAGAAACAGUAUUCGGGCAAGAUCUUCGGAAGUGAGAAGAACUCAGCUAGCUGAAUGGCAAUCACGGAAAGGGAUCAAGAAGCCACCUGCUCCAGUAUUUGCUGUUACUCAGACUGAAAUAGAAACAGUUGGGCAAACUGUAAAAGAACCAGCUAAGUCAUUUUGGGCUGCUAUAGCAGAAGAAGAUGAACAAGGAAUCGUCAGUGAUGGUGUCAAUAAGACACUUGCAGAAUGUUUAUCCUUAAUUGAGACGGGUUAUGCUGGUGAAGCAGUUCAUUCCACUUUGCAAAAACUCAUACUUCAAGUGCCUGAUGCAAAAAAGCUUGCCAAAUAUUGGGUAUGCCAGAUGCGCCUUGAACAGUUUCGUUCCACUGAAAAGGUGCUUGGUAUUUAUGAAAGUGCCAUUCUAGCAGGAGCACAGCCAAAGGAUGAAUUACGUCAUGCGUUAGCUGAUGCUAUGAAGGCUACAACAAAUCUAAGAAAAUCUGAUGAAGAAUGUGUGAGGAAAGAAAUCACUCAAAAUGAUGAGGCAAAGGAAGUCAAUUUAGAUAAAAAUAAGAUAGACACUGUUUCCAAGGAAGCUCCUUUGAAUAAAAAUACGGAGUCAAGUAAUGAAGAGAAUUUCCCAAAUGCAGCCGAUGUUUGUUUGAAGUCGGAACAAGAGAACUCUUCAGUUGAAAAAAGUCCAAGAAACGAACAGAGUUGUAAGCCUGCGUUAUGUAAAAAAGAGGAGGAGAGUGACAGCAACACAGACAAAGAUGAACUCUUGGAGUUUAAAACUCCUGAAAAUGACAACAUGGGAUCGUUCUUAAUUAAAUAUAAUUUGUCAACUACUCCUUAUUUGGAAAGUGCAAAGAAAAAACUACAAUGUGAAGUAAAUGAUUCUGCUGUUAAGGAUCUGAAAUAUCUAACACCUGUGAGACGCUCUCGCCGCAUAGAUGAGAAGAAGUCCAAGUUGCCAAAAGACCUGAAAGAGCGCAACCUUUGUGUUUCUUCGCUUCAAGAGCUUGGAGAAAUGGGAGAUGAUGGUACUGGUUUCAUCUAUAGACAAAACAGUGCCUUGCAAAAAGUUUAUCCACAAGAACUGUCCAAAGAGUGAUAGUACUGUUUUAAAAAAGAUUGUGUCCAGCUCCUGUAGCUCUGUAUAAAUGUAUUCUUCUCUUUCUUACUAUGGUAUUAAACUAUGAAAUAAAUAAGCUGUGGGGAUGAUACAUUCCCAACUUGUAUGGUCUCGGUAGCAAGAUUCACCAUGGAUAACACUAACCUUAUUUUUAUUUUACCCUGGAAAACAGCUUUAAAAGCAUUUUCUUUGCAUUUAACUAAAGUGCCUAUCUGUCGCCUUCAAACAUGUAAUUAACAAUUAUCUUCCCACAUCUAGUACUAUUUGUAGUGUACUUUAUAGAUAUCUUCUCAGAUCUGGUAUAUUUACUUAAUAAUUCCUAAACAGUUCUAAAUGAUUACUAUGGUGUGUUCUACGUGGGCCUUUGGCCCGCCCCCAGUACG